Astrephomene gubernaculifera is the source of this 943-nucleotide messenger RNA. NCBI's taxonomy places the organism in Eukaryota, Viridiplantae, Chlorophyta, Chlorophyceae, Chlamydomonadales, Astrephomenaceae. The record is from the annotation of a GenBank genome assembly.
UAGUAUAUCCUCACGUUGCGAGGUAGCGUAUCAGUAAAUUUGCGAAAAUGUCCGCACAAAAGGUUAAGCUUAUGAGCUCGGACGCUCAAAUGUUCGAGGUAGAUGAGGACGUUGCUUUCCAGUCCCAGACAGUUAAGAACCUUGUGGAGGACGCGGGAACGGAUGACGCGAUUCCCCUCCCGAACGUCUCUGGGCGGAUCUUGGCCAAAGUAAUUGAGUAUAGCAAGUACCAUGUAGAGGCGGAGAAGAAGGGCGCAGACGAAAAGCCCGCGAAGUCAGAGGAGGACGUUAAGCGGUGGGACGAGGAGUUUGUGAAGGUCGACCAGGCGACCUUGUUCGACCUCAUCCUGGCCGCUAACUACCUCAACAUCAAGGGUCUCUUGGACCUUACGUGCCAGACAGUAGCGCAAAUGAUCAAGGGGAAAACACCCGAGGAGAUUCGGAAGCACUUCAACAUCAAGAACGACUUUACGCCGGAGGAGGAGGAGGAGGUCCGCCGCGAGAACCAGUGGGCCUUCGACUAAGCGGCUAGCGAUGGGUACGUCGCGUUCAGAGGGGCUCGGGAAUGAAGACUGAGUGUGGCAGCAGGACAGCACACCGCUGGAGCUUCCUUAGGAGUCACUUAGCGCAUAUGUUGCCGCAUGCGCGCAGUGUUGCUUUUGGUAUUGAUGCGAUGCUACGUGUUUUGGUCGAUGCCCGUCUGUUGUUAUCCUAGGGGGCUGAGGACUAGUAGUUUUAGGGCUUCACCACAGUGAAGGGGUUUGCAUGGUAGCGUUCCCUAAGGCCUCCUUGUUUAUCAGCGUGGGGGGGUCUUAAAAAUUGUAUGUACGUCGCCAAGUGCGCAGGGCGGUAGGGGAGGCAGGAAGUUGCUGAACUGCGGUUUAGGUUAGAGCUCAAGAUUGCAAGGCCAGGGCCAUCCGCGUUAACAGGCCUACUAUGCGAC